Raphanus sativus (radish) is the source of this 1329-nucleotide messenger RNA. RefSeq names its product diaminopimelate epimerase, chloroplastic. The record is from RefSeq and is a predicted model, not a curated record. Gene Ontology annotation, cellular component: cytosol; cytoplasm. The transcript has 9 exons. Bases 64 to 1164 code for a protein of 366 amino acids. Lineage: Eukaryota; Viridiplantae; Streptophyta; Magnoliopsida; Brassicales; Brassicaceae. Gene Ontology annotation, molecular function: diaminopimelate epimerase activity.
GUUUUCUGUAAAGUCUCUCACAGUCACAGAGAGUUCGAACAGAGAAAAUAAUCGGAAGCAGACAUGGAGAUAGCCGCCACUACCUCUGUCUCCGUCGCGCCGCAGCCUCCCCGACCAUCGAAUGCCUUUUCAAGGAAGCCACAUUCCGUCUCUUCUCUUCCAUUAGCUUCCUUCCAGAGAAAACACUGCGUUGGGAACGAUAAGCUCCGCGUGUCUGCGUCCUCCUCCUUGGACGCCGUCGUCGCCGCCGAGAAAAUAUCUCCGGCGAGUCUUCUCGACAAGAGAGAAACCGGAGGAGUUCUUCACUUCGUGAAGUAUCAUGGCCUCGGCAAUGACUUCAUCUUGGUUGAUAACAGAGACUCAUCGGAACCUAAGAUCACUCAAGAGCAGGCGGCGAAGCUGUGCGAUAGAAACUUCGGUGUUGGUGCAGAUGGAGUGAUUUUCGCAAUGCCAGGAGUCAACGGUACUGAUUACGCAAUGAGGAUAUUCAACUCAGAUGGAAGCGAACCAGAGAUGUGUGGCAAUGGAGUUAGAUGCUUUGCAAGGUUCAUUGCUAAGCUUGAGAACUUGCAGGGGAAACAUAGUUUUACAAUACAUACUGGAGCUGGCCUGAUUGUUCCAGAAAUUCAAGAUGAUGGACAGGCUAAGGUAGACAUGGGCAUACCGGUUCUUAAAGCACAAGAUGUGCCCACGAAGUUGCCAGGAAACAAAGGUGAAGCUGUUAUUCAAGCAGAGCUAGUUGUUGAUGGAGUAAGCUGGAAUGUGACAUGUGUUAGUAUGGGCAAUCCUCAUUGUAUCACAUUUGGUACUAAGGGUGGACCGAACCAGAAACUGAAAGUUGACGAUUUGAACUUGUCAGAGAUUGGUCCAAAGUUCGAGCAUCAUGAAAUGUUUCCAGCUAGAACUAACACAGAGUUUGUGGAAGUCUUAUCACGUUCUCAUCUAAAAAUGCGUGUCUGGGAGCGUGGAGCAGGAGCGACUUUGGCAUGUGGAACUGGAGCUUGCGCUAUGGUUGUUGCAGCAGUCCUUGAAGGUCGAGCCAACAGGAAAUGCACGGUGGAUCUGCCGGGAGGACCAUUGGAGAUAGAGUGGAAGCAAGAAGACAACCAUAUCUACAUGACGGGUCCUGCAGAAGCUGUCUUCUACGGAAGAGCGCUGCUCUAAAGGUGUCCCUUCACCGUCAAUGACUUUUGUCCCUCAACCUUGUUGUUAGUCUAAAGCGCCGUGCUAAGCUCUUACAUGCCCUGAUUCAUGAAUAUUGUUUUAUCUACUUUUUCAGUACGAUGAUGUUUCAGGAAACACACCAAAAAAUAAAUCACUAAUUUAAAA